UCACUGUACUUUGGUGAGCCUGAGUAUAUCGUGGAUGAGAGCUCAGGCUAUGUCGAGGUAAAGGUUUGGAGGACAGGCACUGACUUGUCCAAAACCGCUACCGUCACCAUCCGCUCCAGGAAAAGCGACCCCGUUUCUGCUGAAGCUGGACAGGACUACGUUGGCAUUAGCCGCAACCUGGACUUUGCUCCAGGGGUGACAAUGCAGACUUUUAGAGUAACCAUCCUGGAUGACUUGGGCCAGCCGGAACUAGAGGGACCCGAGACCUUUGACCUUGUGUUGCGGAUGCCCAUGAAUGCGGUGCUAGGAGAACCAAGCAAGACGACCAUCACCAUCAAUGAUACUGUCACUGACUUGCCUAAGGUUCAGUUUAAGGAAGGAAGCUACAAGUUGGAUGAGUCUGAUGGGGAGGUAACAGCCACAGUGUACCGCAGUGGAGACAUCAGCCUCAGAUCCACUGCACGCUGUUACACUCGCCAAGGCUCUGCUCAGGUCAUGAUGGACUAUAACGAAAGGCCCAAUACUGAUGCAUCAGUCAUCACCUUUCUGCCAGGUGAGAGUGAAAAGCCGUGUGUGGUUACCCUGGUAGACGACUCCAUCCAUGAGGAGGAUGAGGAAUUCCGCUUGGUGCUGGGAACUCCUAAGAGCAAGUCUCCUUACGGAGCCUCUAUCGGGGAGCAGAAGGAAGCACUGGUCACUAUCACAGAUGAGAAAGACAAGCCAAUCAUCCGUUUCUCUGAGAUCAAGUAUAGUGUGCGUGAACCCCAGGUGAAAGGCGAAGUGGCCACAGUGAAGAUUCCUAUUCUUCGUUUUGGUGACACUUCAAAGGUUUCAGUAGUGAGGGUGCACACAAAGGAUGGGUCUGCAACCUCUGGAGAAGAUUAUAACCCGAUGUCAGAGGAUGUGGAGUUCAAGGAGGGCGAGAAGGAACACUUUGUGGAGAUUGAGGUCCUGUAUGACGGUCAGAGAGAGAUGAGAGAGGCCUUCACUGUGCACAUGAAGCCUGAUGACAAUAUGGUGGCUGAAAUACAGGUGAGACAACGGCCAC
Messenger RNA from Neolamprologus brichardi, 1048 nucleotides. The record is from RefSeq and is a predicted model, not a curated record. Lineage: Eukaryota; Metazoa; Chordata; Actinopteri; Cichliformes; Cichlidae.